AUGGUUGACGCUGCGUCGUGGUACUGCGGAAUCGUGGUCCUGUGUCUACUACUUUUUAGCUCCGUGAAGGAGAAUUAUGGAGGGGACGGCGACGUUGUUCAUCACGUACGAGGGAAGCUGCAGCUGUCCAACAACAGGGCGGCGUGCGACGAAAUCUAUGUGGUCGGAGAAGGGGAAACUCUGCAUACCAUCAGCGACAAGUGCGGCGACCCUUUCAUCGUUGAGCAGAAUCCACAUAUCCAUGAUCCUGAUGAUGUUUUUCCAGGACUCGUCAUCAAGAUUACUCCUACUAUAGCUCCGACCACCUAG
Ipomoea triloba (trilobed morning glory) is the source of this 309-nucleotide messenger RNA. RefSeq lists its product as uncharacterized. The transcript has a single exon. Bases 1 to 309 code for a protein of 102 amino acids. The record is from RefSeq and is a predicted model, not a curated record. NCBI's taxonomy places the organism in Eukaryota, Viridiplantae, Streptophyta, Magnoliopsida, Solanales, Convolvulaceae.